Astrephomene gubernaculifera is the source of this 3602-nucleotide messenger RNA. NCBI's taxonomy places the organism in Eukaryota, Viridiplantae, Chlorophyta, Chlorophyceae, Chlamydomonadales, Astrephomenaceae. The record is from the annotation of a GenBank genome assembly.
GUUUUGCUAUUGCACGCACGCGCAGCCGUUUUUAGACUAUAGUUAGGCGCAAUGCAGACCAUGCAGCGUUGCCAUGGCCGCUGUGCUACUGGCCGCGUAGUGCCUGUGGUCGGUCCGGUCCCGGCCCUGCGCGGCGUGCAGCAGCGCAGCCUGCCAGCUGCAGCAACCGCUAGCGCAGUGACCAGUCCCAACACUAAGUUGCCAGCGUCCCACCUGGAGAGCAGCAAGAAGGCGCUUGAGCAGCUGAAGCAGCAGGCCGUCAAUCGCUAUGCUGGUGAGAAGAAGAGCAGCAUUAUCUCUAUUGGCCUUACCAUCCAUAAUGCUCCGGUCGAGCUUCGUGAGAAGCUUGCCGUUCCCGAGGCCGAGUGGCCCCGUGCUAUUGAGGAGCUUUGCCAGUAUCCACACAUCGAGGAAGCGGCCGUGCUUUCAACCUGCAACCGCAUGGAGCUUUAUGUUGUGGGUCUCUCUUGGCACCGCGGCGUUCGCGAGGUCGAGGAGUGGCUUUCGCGCACCAGUGGAGUACCUCUUGAGGAGUUGCGCCCAUACCUGUUUCUGCUUCGCGAUCGCGACGCCACGCACCAUCUGAUGCGCGUCGCUGGCGGUCUCGAUUCGCUGGUCAUGGGCGAGGGCCAAAUUCUGGCGCAGGUCCGCCAGGUCUACAAGGUUGGCCAAAACAGCCCUGGCUUUGGCCGUCACCUGAACGGCCUCUUCAAGCAGGCUAUCACAGCCGGCAAGCGUGUGCGUGCGGAGACAUCCAUCAGCACCGGCAGCGUGUCCGUCAGCAGCGCCGCAGUGGAGCUCGCUCAGCUCAAGCUGCCCACCCACAACUGGUCCGAUGCCAAGGUCUGCAUCAUCGGCGCCGGCAAGAUGUCCACGUUGCUUGUCAAGCACCUGCAGUCCAAGGGCUGCAAGGAGGUCACCGUCCUCAACCGCAGCCUGCCGCGCGCCCAAGCCCUGGCUGAGGAGUUCCCUGAAGUCAAGUUCAACAUCCACCUCAUGCCCGACCUCAUGGCCUGCGUGGAGGCUUCCGACGUCAUCUUCGCAGCCUCCGGCAGCGAGGAGCUCCUCAUUUACAAGGAGGACGUUGUCAAGAUGUGCGCGCCUAGCGAGAUUGUGGGCUCCAAGCGCCGCUUUGUUGACAUCUCCGUCCCCCGCAACAUCGCGCCAGCCAUCAACGAGCUCGAGCACGCCAUCGUCUACAACGUGGAUGACCUUAAGGAGGUGGUUGCGGCCAACAAGGAAGGCCGCGCGCAAGCCGCCGCGGAGGCUGAGGUUCUCAUCCGGGAGGAGCAGCGCGCUUUUGAGGCCUGGCGCGACUCCCUGGAGACCGUACCCACCAUCAAGGCACUUCGCAGCAAGGCGGAGGCCAUUCGCGCCGCGGAAUUUGAAAAGGCGGUUAGCCGGCUUGGCGAGGGGCUUAGCAAGAAGCAGCUCAAGGCGGUGGAGGAGCUGAGCAAGGGCAUUGUGAACAAGCUGCUUCACGGGCCCAUGACGGCGCUGCGCUGCGAUGGUACGGAUCCGGAGGCGGUGGGGCAGACGCUAGCCAACAUGGAGGCGCUGGAGCGGAUGUUCCAGCUGUCGGAGGUGGAUGUGUCGGCCAUGAUGGCCAGCGGCGGGAAGCAGUGAGCAGGCGGGGAGAAGGGCGGAUGGGUGGGAAGGAGGCAUGGCAGGCGGGAGUCGUGGCGCGGAGCUGAAGCAGCAUUGGCUGGCGGUGCUGACGACCGCGCCGUUGGUGCUGAUGGCGGCUUGGUGUGGGUUGCGGAAGGGUGGUUUAGAGGUGGGGCAAAGUUACUGGGUUUAGUGUGGGUAAGGGCGAGGGAACUGUUGCUUGGGAGCAAAGCGUAUGGGCAUCAGGGGUGCUUGGGGUUGUUGUUGCGGUGGUGUUGGUGUGGGCGGCAGACAGGUUUUGGACGGCGCUUGGAGGGGCAUGUGCUCCCGGGUGCCCAUGCAUGCUGUCUGCCGGCGCUUCUUGCCGUCUGCAUGCGCACGCAUUCGCUAGCACGACUGCACCACACAACUCGGUCCCCCUCGCCAUCAUGCCUACUCGGCCUUGCACUUUGCUGCUGCUGUCGUUGCUGCUACUGCUACUGCGGAUAUAGGAGAUGUGGCCUAGGCUUGUUUGCUGGCCCAGAUAAGGUCACCAGCUACCGCUCUUGGCUGGCUGUGAACGUGUGCUGUUUGUGUGGCUCUACCUGAAUGCAAUGUUUGAUUUUCACAUCCUGCUCUGCCCCGCCCUGCCAUUCCCCACCGCUUGGGUGAUACAAGCAGAGCGUGUGGCAAUUGUACUAUAGAACUGGCAUGCACGCGUGUGCGCGGUUGUGUGCGGUGUUGCGUGUCUCUUUUUCAGUUUCGAGAAGACGACUGGCUGCGCGAUGUGUCUUUGUCUGUGCUCCUGUGGUUGCUAGGCUGUGGGGUGGUUGGUGAGCCUUGUCGUCAAUCCGACUGCUGCUGUGCUGCUGCUGGUCGAGGGGGAGUUCUCCGUAGGCCCUCUUGGGGAUGGCACAGGCGAUUUUGGGUUCCGCGACAAAGGGGCAUUCGUCUCGGGCUCCUCUGCUUGGAGGUGGGUAUCUCGGCGCGUGCGUCGGACCCUUACGGUAUAAAGAGGGCGACGUCCCGGUUGCCUUCGUGACGAGGUGUGGAGUCCUCCUCCUCGUCUCCAGCCUUGAGCUCGUUUUGCUUGGUGUGCUUGUCCGGUGCUGGAGUGUGUGUGUGUGUAUAUAACGAGCCGUGGAAUAAAGCAUGACGGCAUGUCACCCGCGCAUGGGCGGGCAGGGGAGGUGUAGGAGGGGCAAAGGGGACGGGGUUUCUGCAGGGGUGGCGUGUGGCUUGUUGUCGCCAUGUGCAAGUGCUAGCCGGGCGAGGGAGCGUACGCACGUCACAGGCUGGUCGAAAGAGAAAGGGGGCGAAUACCCGUUGAGAGGGGCUGUUGGGGCAGCAGGGGUGCAGGCGUUUGUGAUGCAGCUGUUUCUGUUUCGCUUAGUGUGCUAUGUCUGCCUGAUGAACUGAGUCAGUUCCUAGGUGUGUGUCGGCGAUGAAGUUAGGAAGAAGGGUUUCUUCCUCGGCACUGCUUGAAGGAGGCUGCUAGACGGCUAGGAGUGUGCGCAUUAGGAGGGAGGGAGAGCACAAAGGGACGGCCCCUGGAAGAGAGUGAGAAAUGAAUGGGGUGCAUGAUGUUGGGUUGAUGGAUUGGGUUGGGUUGGAUUGCAGACUUCGCAGUGCAGUCGCAAUAUAUGUACCAGUUAUAGCUUUACGUGAACUGACGAUCUGCUCAUUGCGGAUAGGGGUUGGUCGCUAGAGUGCGCCGGCGUGUGCUUUUGGCUGUCGUCGUUUUGGGUGCCUCUUCGACCGUCCAGGAGAGGCCUGUUAGGCCCGUUUUGGCCCCAUGGCAUGAUGCCUGCAGCUUGCUGCCAGUGCUUGUGGGUAAUAGGACAAAACACUGCUGGCAACCAAAUUUUGCUUUGGCGGGGUCAAUAGAGAUGCAUGUCAAACCCCGUUUUUGCUGCUUUGCGGUGUGUUUGCGAGUCUGCGGGCGCGAUUUGAUUAUCAAGAUGGAUUUAACAUCGGUCAUGUCAUGUAAGGCAAGAACGAUGGAGAGGUGUGCC